Messenger RNA from Penaeus monodon (black tiger shrimp), 690 nucleotides. RefSeq lists its product as uncharacterized. The coding region runs from base 103 to 534 and encodes 143 amino acids. NCBI's taxonomy places the organism in Eukaryota, Metazoa, Arthropoda, Malacostraca, Decapoda, Penaeidae. The record is from RefSeq and is a predicted model, not a curated record. The transcript is spliced from 5 exons.
CUCGAUCCUCCACUACGCCAGGCAGUCACUCGUUUCAUCACUAGCUGAGUUUACCUGUCUUCUGUGUCUUCUGUUGUGUUAGUGUGUUUGGUGAUACCGAAGAUGAAGACCAUGACAUUAUUUUUCCUACUGCUGACAUGCGUCGGAGCCUCUGCCAUGAGUACUAGACUUUCUUAUUUCGAAGCUCUCCGAAAAAACUGCACUACCAUGGAGUGCAUGCGGCGGGUGGGCGUGUGUCACAGUUUCGUGUUCAAAAACCUCGCGUUCAGUGCGAAGUACCAUCCUCUCGCUGCCAAGUGUUCAGCGACCUACACUGACCCUGCGCUGGUUGAUUUCUGCGCCCAUGUUGCUGUCGGCGAUUACAAGGCCAACGGUACAAUGCGAACGGAAGUGCUGAAGAGUCACAUCGAGAAGUACUUCUGUAAUGAAUACAAUCUUUUGGGAGAUAUCUUGGCUCGUUUCCAAGUUUGUGAUUCCGGUCUGCAGGCUGAGAUGUACCUGGACUGUAUUUUGGAAGGCUGCGUGUCCACAUAAAAACCCAGCUGCAGGAAGACACUUCAGCGCGUCAGAACAGAAAAUGUGUGAUUAUCUUCAGUAGAUAAAAUGUUAAAACGCGCGCCCGAACACACACAUACAUGCGCGCGCGCGCACACACACACACACACACACACACACACACACACACACACA